Daphnia carinata is the source of this 2629-nucleotide messenger RNA. RefSeq lists its product as uncharacterized. The transcript has 2 exons. Gene Ontology annotation, molecular function: protein binding. NCBI's taxonomy places the organism in Eukaryota, Metazoa, Arthropoda, Branchiopoda, Diplostraca, Daphniidae. The record is from RefSeq and is a predicted model, not a curated record. The coding region runs from base 57 to 2285 and encodes 742 amino acids.
UAUUUAAGCAAUCAAUUCUAAACCUGAGUAAUUUCUUGACAUUUUAUUUAGGAAAAAUGCGUGUGACCAACGGUGUAGCUGUCCAACAACAGCUGUUCAAUCCCGAUAACGAUAUACUGACGUCAAUGCGGCUUUUAUCUGGUGCUUUAAACGAAUAUAUUCAAGAACGUCGUCCAUCUGAAGGUGUCGAUAAGACAAAGGUUCUGUUCCAUCAACUUGUGGAUGUUAUGCUGGCCAAGUGGUCGACGUAUUUCGUACCGGGAAAUUCGUCAAAAUACAAGAAAGUUUUCCAGCGAGCUCUCGGGAUUCAACCCCAGUUGGCACAACUUGAUGAAGAAUCUUUCGACAUUAAUCGUCAUCAACAUGACUUAGAAUGUUUAGCUAGAAUGGCUUCUUCGAUUAAGCGUAAAGAUAUCGAACAAGAAAUUCGCAUGCGGCUACCUCAUCAACCUCCAAUACAAAAUGCUACUAUGAUUAAUUUGAACAGGAAAGAAGGCUGGAUCAAGUUGGAAGAAGAAGGAAAGCAUUACUUUGAAAUGAAUGAAUGGAAAUUAGCUCUGGUUCGAUUUAGUCAAGCAAUUGGUUUAAAUUCUGAAAAAGGAAUUCUUUACUCUUGUCGAGCGAAAUGUGAACUUCAUUUAUCAAAAUUUCAAUUGGCGUUAGAAGAUGCUCAAGAUGCCGUUGAGCUCGAUCCAAAGUGCGAGGAAUACAGACGUCUUUUGUCGGAGGUAUCUUCUGGAUUCAUACCAUGUCAACCAAUAACAUCAAAGCAGACCGACUUCUACCAAUUGGGUCGUGACUAUUUUUACGGCGAUAAUGGAUUUGUUCAAGAUCAUAUCGAAGCGGAGAAACACCUCAGAAAAGCUGCUGCAGCUUGUCAUAUAAACGCCAGUUUGUUGCUAGCGAAACUAUUAUUGAGAAAAGAGAGAUCUUGUGAAGCAUUUCCUCUUCUCCAAUUUACUGCUGAGAAAGGUAUGGUUGAAGCUCAGUACCUAUUCGGGCGCCAGUUGAUAUAUGGCGAUGGAUGCACUCGACAUGAACCAUUAGCCAAAAAAUGGCUCUUUAAGGCCUGUGCCCAAGGUUUUAAACCGAAGAACAUGAGGACCGUUAGAUGGGUCGAUGUGAUUGUGAGACAAGCCGAAUCUUUGGCUCAAUUUGAGUGGGCGAACAGUAUCAACAGCAAAGGAAUCAGCCUUCAUAAAAGACUUGCACGAUUCACAUCUCAUACUCGCUUUGAGUUUGAUGAAUUCGAUGAACUUCUUAAAUCCGCCAUCCAAUUUAAUACUCGUUAUCCGGCAAAAGAAGCAAUCUCAUUGUUGAAGCCGGAUAUUGAAGUGUGGAUGCCCAUGAUGAUGAAAAGAGCUAAAAAUCAUUCAUUUCAAGCCCAAUCUUUUUUUCUUGCUCAUGGACUUAUCAUGGAAGCACAAAAAUUGCUGCUUAGCAAUCAGACUGUGCAAUCACUGAAAAUGCUGCGAGAAGCUUGCUCUUUUACAGCUAGCAGACAAUGGGAUUAUCCCAUCAUUGAUACCUCAAUGUUUGCAGAUGCAGCGGAAGAAAUGCUGAAGAAUAAUGAAGCCAAUGCUGAAGCCUAUCAUGUGUUAAUCAGCUCAGACAGAUGUUUAUCCAUUGAAAACAAACUUUGGUUGGCUGUUCAGUGCGUUAAGCUUGAUCCAUCUGUUCCCGAUUUCCAUCACUCCUUGGCCCGCGUGUAUGGCGAUAUGGGAGACUACCGAAGAGCUCUACGCUCCAUUGAUGUAGCUCUGCAGAUGUUUGUGCAUUCAGACUGGUUGUACGAUCGGGCACAUCUACUUCGAUUGAGCAAGGCUAAACCGGAUUCGGAAGUCGUUAAUGCCUAUGUGAAAUAUCUUUCUUGUAGUCCUCCUGAUGCCGUUCACAUUCCCGAUGCUUAUUAUUGUAUAGCCUUAGCUCGUUACGCAAUGUCUCAUUUAAAAGAAUUCACUGUCGCUUUGAAAAAUGGUCAAAAAGCGGAGAGUUCCGAAAUUCGCUUACCGUGUUUUCGGGCUGUCAAGAAGAAUGGUUAUGUUAUCAAACAAGUUCCUAAACAGGAUGUGAAGACUAAUUCACAAUCGGAUGGUAAGAAAAAGAAAAAAAUUUUCGAAAUUCUGUGUGUUGUAUGUUCCAAGGGAAACCCUUUACACUUUUGCCCGUUUUGCCAUAACUGGACAUGUGGGAAUGAUGAGCAAAAUACGUCGGCUGCGAUGCACGACUGUCAAGCGAGUCACAUUGCCUGUCACAAGUCAAUCGCCUCUGCCAGCUCGGAAUAAUUUUAGAACUCAACACGUUCUAGUGACUGUUUACCUUUCUUUAACGUACUGCGUUUGAGUUUCUUCUUUGAAUCGUUUUAAGUGUGCCAGACUUGGUCUGUAGUAUGAAUGUUGCAAACAUUCUUGUCAUUUAAAUCUCAGAGCUGUUGCUGCUUGCCUAUCCAUAUUUUCAGCAACUUGGAUAAUGGAAUUAUUUUUGUGACUGCGUACAAACCAUUCUCGUUCAAGUGUUAAUAGUGACAUUAUUAACUGUGCCAAGCUUUGGCAGCUACCAACUCUUUAUCUUUCCUGUAAUCUUAUAACCCAGUUAAACUUGUUGUCCAAAUAGAGGUAAAUAGUUUGGA